Messenger RNA from Prorocentrum cordatum, 747 nucleotides. NCBI's taxonomy places the organism in Eukaryota, Dinophyceae, Prorocentrales, Prorocentraceae. The record is from the annotation of a GenBank genome assembly.
AUGUUGAUGCCUACCGGUGCCGAUGCUGGGGCGCUUCUUCUUGCCGAAUACGUCGCGGUUCGCAGCAAGAUCAAGCUCCUGAGCUCCACGUCCAUGGGCAAAACCAACUCGGUGUGGCAGACGAGCGCCAGCGGCAGCGCACCUGGCCAGCCCCUCUCGUUCGCGGACGCCGUCCGGAUGACCUUCUGCCACCGCGUGACGAAGGAGAAGGUCAAAGGGUUGGUGCCCGAGGACCCGCUGGUCCAGGAAACCAAGCGAUUCGUGCGAGCCGUGGCCCCCAAGAAACUGCCAGAGUGGGUGGUGCUCGGUACGGUGUGCGUGGGCUUGGUGACGCGUUGCGUUCCUUGGAUGCGGCACGCUGCGGCGUUUUUCUUGAACUCCCGGGCGGUGGACAUUUUCGAGCUCGUUUCCACGUUCAACGGGGGCGAGCAGAUGUCCGGCAUGGCCCUCGAGUUCACGAGCCUCCGCUUUGUCCCCCGCCGAUGCCUCAAGAGUGGGAGUUGCCUUGUCCCAACCAGGGACGUCAACAAGAUUACUUCCAGCACUGUGCUCGGUUUCUUCAAAGCAUUCAGGGGCGCCUCGUACGAGCUGCCUCUGACCAGGCAGGGCGUCAUCGACCUGGUGGCGCAGGUCUUCCCCAGGAGUUGGAGGCUCAAUGUCUCCCACUUCCUGCGCUGGCUGGCCCUGCUGGGCUUCGCGACGUCCGCGGCCAGCGACGAGGGCGACGACAGGCGGGGGAAGCUUUGA